Papaver somniferum (opium poppy) is the source of this 1935-nucleotide messenger RNA. Its product is annotated as multiple inositol polyphosphate phosphatase 1-like. Bases 58 to 1542 code for a protein of 494 amino acids. Gene Ontology annotation, molecular function: inositol phosphate phosphatase activity; acid phosphatase activity. The record is from RefSeq and is a predicted model, not a curated record. The transcript is spliced from 12 exons. Lineage: Eukaryota; Viridiplantae; Streptophyta; Magnoliopsida; Ranunculales; Papaveraceae.
AAAGGGGCCAUUAACGCUCUGAAGUACCUGAUUCACGUUCUUUUAAUUCAAAACGAGAUGACCAAAUUUCAUUUUCUGGUUCUGAUCGGAAUGGCUAAUUUUCUUUGGAUGUUCCUCUGUUACGUGUUCUUAUUGAAAUCAGACACAGUGGAAGGAUUUGAUGUUCGAAAACAUCUCUCUACCGUUACAAGCUAUGCUGUUGGGAAAGAACUUGCUAAUGAUGGAUUUGUGUCAUCUAGUAUCCCAAAUGGAUGCACUCCUAUUCACUUAAAUCUUGUGGCAAGACAUGGAACUCGUUCUCCUACCAAGAAAAGGAUUAGAGAGUUAGAUAGAUUGGCGAGUCACUUGGAAGAUUUAGUGAAUGAUGCAAAAGAUGCGGCAGAAAAAGGCAAGUUAGCUCUUGAAAGAGUCCCUGCCUGGAUACAGGGAUGGCAGUCUCCUUGGAAAGGAAGGAAAAAAGGCGGAGAGUUGAUUUCUAAAGGGGAGGAUGAACUAUAUAAUCUUGGGAUUAGAAUCAGAGAAAGAUUUGGAGAUUUAUUCAGUGAGGAGUAUCACCCAGACGUGUUCACUAUAAAAGCAACUCAAGUUCCUCGGGCAUCAGCUAGUGCAGUGGCAUUUGGCAUGGGUCUAUUUGCGGAGAGAGGUAAUCUGGGACCAGGGAAGCAUCGAGCAUUUUCUGUAACCAGUGAGAGCCAUGCAAGUGAUUUAUUACUGAGGUUUUUUGAUACUUGUGAAACUUACAAGCAAUACAGGAAAAAUCAGGAACCUACUGUCCUAAAACUAAAGCAACCCAUCUUGGAUCAAAUUUCCUCUGCCUUAGUGAGUCGGUACCAGCUGAACUUUACAACACAGGAUGCUGCUUCCCUCUGGUUUCUGUGUAAGCAGGAAGCAUCCUUGCUGGAGGUAACUGAUCAAGCUUGUGGCCUCUUUACCCCUUCUGAGGUUUCUUUGCUGGAAUGGACUGAUGAUUUGGAGGUAUUCAUGUUGAAGGGUUAUGGUAAAUCAGUGAAUUAUCGAAUGGGAUUACCACUGCUUCGAGAUGUUGUUGACUCCAUGGAACAAGCUAUAAAGGCUAAAGAAGAGCACCAUGUUGCUGGCACUUUCGAGAAAGCAAGACUACGAUUUGCUCAUGCCGAAACUGUUGUACCAUUUUCGUGUCUGCUUGGAAUCUUUCUUGAAGGAGCUGAGUUGGCAAGAUUAAAACACGAGCAAGCCUUGGAACUACCUCCAAAGCCUCCUCAGAAAAGGAACUGGAGAGGUAGUGUGGUGGCACCUUUUGCUGGGAACAAUAUGCUGGUUUUGUAUAAUUGUCCGACCAAACAGACAUCCAAGUAUUAUGUGCAAGUGAUGCAUAACGAAGUUCCAGUUCCCUUGCCAGGUUGUGAUGGUUCUGAUUUUUGCUCAUUUGAAGUUUUUAAGGAAAAGAUCGUCAAUCCCCAUCUGCAGCACAACUACAAUUCAGUCUGCAGUGCAAAAUUAGAAGAACCAGAAACACUCUCCUUCUCUAGGAAGUCCUUGGGGGUGCACAGACAGGCUUAUUGAUAGACUUGUCAACUGAGAGCUGGCUCAAUCUUAACUUCUGAGAAGUCUAAUUGAAACAAAAUUUUGUAAGGUAGGGGCUUUUAAUCAUUCUAAUGCUCUAGUUUAUGUUUUAAAAGUUCGACGACGAGUUAUACAAAACGUUUUCUGAAAUGUCAUUAAGAAUUUUGUGUAAUUCUAAUGCUCGUCGAGUCUUGUUUGUUACUUGGUCUAGAUGUAGUAGAACUGUAGAAGCAUACUGUUUGUAUAGCAAUGCAACUUUUGUAGGUGACCUGUUUACUGAAACAAAGUAUAGAGCUUCUAGAUGAUUUCAAAAAACUGGUUUUCUUAUAUCCAAAUUUUGGUGCAAGUGCAAUUCUGGAGGAUAGCAACAAUGUAAUAGUGGAGUAUUAGAAA